AAAUUAUGUCAAAGUCUUGGAGCAAAAUUGGUUGAGAUUGAUACGAAAGAAGAAAACGACUGUAUUGUCCAUGAGAUACAGUCCAUAGAUUUUGGCACAGCUUGGAUAGGAUUGACUGAUAAUGGAACUGAGGGGCAGUGGCGAUGGUCUACCAAUAGGGCUCCUGGUUCAUUCAGAAACUGGGCGAGCGGUAAUCCUGACAACUAUCUGGGAG
Messenger RNA from Candidula unifasciata, 214 nucleotides. NCBI's taxonomy places the organism in Eukaryota, Metazoa, Mollusca, Gastropoda, Stylommatophora, Geomitridae. The record is from the annotation of a GenBank genome assembly.